GGUCUUCUGUCCUGGUCGUGUGUUUUGUGACCAGCUGAAAAUGGCGUCUCGUAGCGAAGCGUCUUAACUUUAUCGGACAACAACACCCAGAGCAGCCGUAGAUAUUAGAACCAAGGGUACGACAUGGGGGAGGGCUGGACCGAGAGGCUACACGCACAUUGACCCAGAAACAACACCUUAACACCCAUAACGCCAAGGACUUCAUAAAGAGGCGAUGGAGGACCCGCACCCGCGCUACAGCAAGCGGCUGCGCACAGGCACCCGGCGGCGCUACCAGGACGAUGGCAUCUCGGACGACGAGAUUGAGGGGAAGCGAACCUUCGACCUGGACGAGAAGCUGCACGGGGACCGCUUCAACUCUGAACUCAUCAAGCGCAUGGAGGGCAAAGAUUUCACAUUUAAGUACAUACAGAGGGAAGGCCUCAGAGACCCCAUUAUCUUUGAGAAGGCAGAUGGACUAGGCAUAGAAAUGCCGGACCCUGACUUUAGUGUAAGCGAUGUCAAGUUGUUUGUUGGCAGCCGGCGCAUCGUGGACGUGAUGGACGUCAACACCCAGAAGGGCAUCGAGAUGUCCAUGGCCCAGUGGCGCCGCUACUACGACACACCCCCCUCUGAGCGGGAGAAGCUCUACAACGUCAUCAGCCUGGAGUUCAGCCACACCAAGCUGGAGAACCUGGUGAAGCGGCCCGCAUCGGUGGACCUGAUAGACUGGGUCGACAACAUGUGGCCACGGCACCUGAAGGAGAGGCAGAGGGACUCCACCAACGCCAUCAUAGACAUGCACUACCCCAAAGUACAGAAGUACUGUCUGAUGAGUGUGCAGGGCUGCUUCACAGACUUCCAUAUUGACUUUGGAGGCACAUCUGUUUGGUACCACAUCCUGCGAGGUGAAAAGGUGUUCUGGCUGAUCCCACCCUCGCCCCAGAACCUGGAGACCUAUGAGAACUGGGUGUUGUCAGGGAAACAAGGCGAUAUCUUCCUGGGAGACAAGUGCCAUGACUGUCAGAGGAUAGAACUUAAGCAGGGAUACACGUUCAUGAUUCCGUCUGGCUGGAUCCAUGCAGUAUACACCCCAGAGGACACGCUGGUGUUCGGAGGAAACUUCCUCCACAGCUUCAACAUCCCCAUGCAGCUCAACAUCUACAGCAUCGAGGACCGCACGCGGGUGCCAGCCAAGUUCCGCUACCCAUUCUACUUUGAGAUGUGUUGGUAUGUGCUGGAGAGAUAUCUCUACUGCAUGACCAGCACCUCCCACCUCACCCCAGAGUUCCAGAAGUACUCCCUGGGCAUAGGCCUGACCCGUGAGGAGUUCCAGGCCAACAAGCCCACAGACAACGGCGCCCCGGACGGCGCCGACAGUGAAGGCGAGGAGAAGGUCAUCACGGAGAUAGCAGAGGAUGAGGAGGAUUGCAAGCUGGAGCCGGGCGGCGGGCGGCGUGCGGAGCUGACCCCCUACGAGCUGGAGGGCCUUUGGAACCUGGUGGGCAAGCUGGAGGAGCUGCCGGCCAACAAGAAGUGCGUCCCUGAAGGGAUCCAGGAUGCUGCUGCCCUGCUGGAGGGCAUGCGGGCAGUGCUGAGGCAGCACGCGGCCGACGAGGCCAAGCUCUCCUACACCGGGGAGCCUAUCGUCAAGUGGCCUAAACGGCCGUCGUGGUACCGUUCUCCCACCCCUCCCCCACCCGUGGUCUACCGGCCCCGCGCGGGCCCCUCCCAGAAGCCCCCGACGCCCCGCCCCCUGAAGCCGGUCUCCUCCCUGUCGGUGCUGCGGCGCCGCCGGGUCCGCUGCAAGCGGUGCAACGGCUGCAGCAGGAAGGAGUGCGGCAGCUGCCAGUUCUGCCACGACAUGAGGAAGUUCGGCGGCCCAGGACGCAUGAAGAAGGGCUGCGUCAUGAGGCAGUGCCUGGCGCCCGCCCUGCCCAACACAGCUCGCUGUGCCGUAUGUGGGGAAGGGGAGCCGGAGGAGUCCAACCCCUCCACUCACACACUCAUGGAGUGUUCCAACUGCGCUGAGAUCAACCAUCCCGAGUGCAUGACGGAGCCCGGCGAGGGGAGAGUUAACAAGGACCUGCCCAGCUGCUGGGAGUGUCCCAAGUGUUACCGUGGCAAAGGCUCCGGUUCAGAGUCUUCCAGUGACGAGGACAGCGUGGCGUCGGUGGGCUCUGCCUCCUCGCGGCCAUCCAAGCUGGCCCACCAGGAGGGCCAUGGCCAGGGCCCGGCUCCACGGACAGCGCCCCCGCCCUCCCAGAGGCUGCUACUGCAGCACCAGCAGAGCCGCAAGAGAGCCAGCCCCCUGGAGCUGCGUCUGAAGAAGAGGAUAAAAAUGGAGCGGCGAAAACUCUUGGCGAAGCACUCUCUGGAGCGUUCGCCCGCGCGGCUGUCCUCCAGCCUGCUGCCCAGGAUGCGGUCCCCGGCCAGCAGACUGUCCCGGGGCCGAGGCCGGGGGGCCCUGUGGGGGCGUGGCACGUCUUGCCGCAUCUCCCACGCACCCCACCCCCCCACAACCACCUUCCAGCAGCAGCCGUCCCCCAGCUCGCCGGCAGAGCCGCGGGGGGGGACGCGGGGGGAGCCGCGCAGGGGGAGAGGCCGGGGGGUGAGGUUGAGAGGAGGAGGUGCAGGGCGGGGGCUCUUAGGGGGUCGGAGUCACGGAGAGAUGGAUGAGAGCGAUGACGACAGCACCACCAGCAGCAGCAGCAGUGGCAGUGAGGAAGAAGAGGAGGAAGAGGAGGGCAAGGAGAACCUGCCCGAGGCCAGAAGAGGAGGCAGGUCAGCCAAAGACGGAGGACCCGAGGACGUGGAAGAGGGGGACGAAGGGGAGGAGGAGAUGGAGCAGGACAGCAAGGAGAGCCUGACCCUCACACUCCAGCGGCUGUCCAAGGCCAGGAGUGACCCCACCACCAUCGUCCCCAAGCUAGAGGCGGCUGUCGCCCGCCGCUCUACCGUAUCCAACGCGUACAAGGCGGCCCGGGCGCUGGCCCGGGCGCUGAUCCGGCCCCCCAUCAGAACCUCCAGCACCCGGGGGGAGCAGCAGCUGGCGGACAGACACACCGCGCUGCCUCCCCUGCGGGGCGGUCCCACACACAAACCCCGGGUAGGACACCCGGACGGCUCCAAGCGGCCCUGCCCGGGGCGGCCUGACAGACCCAGCAACGGGGCCUCUUCCUCCUCCUCGUGUUCCUCCUCCUCACAGGCCACACCCCGCCUGCCUCUGGCCGCCCUCCAGGGGGGGGCGGAGGUUGACCGGGAUCCCGGGAUGGGGGCCCCCGCCUGCGAGAGGGAGGUCUGGGUGUCGGUGUUCAGCUACCUGAGCCGGGCCGACCUGUGUGUCUGCAUGGCGGUCUGCAAGAGCUGGCAUAAAUGGUGUCUAGACAAGCGGUUGUGGUCGAGGAUUGACUUGAGCAUCAAGCGCACCAUCACCCCCCAGGCGCUGACGGGCAUCAUCAAACGGCAGCCCCUCAUCCUGGACCUCUCCUGGACCAACAUCUCUAAGAAGCAGCUGGGCUGGCUCAUCGGCCGGCUGCCUGGGCUGAAGGACCUGAUGCUCUCGGGCUGCAGCUGGUCGUCCAUCUCAGCCCUCAGCUCCUCAAGCUGCCCACUCCUCCGCUCGCUGGACCUGCGGUUUGCAGACGGGGUCAAGGACUCUCAGAUCAGGGACCUGGUCACUCCUCCAGGCUGUGAUAACCGCAGCCAGCUGCGCAGCAUGCAGUGGUUCCGUCUGUCGGGGCUGGAGAUCAGCGACUCCACGCUGCGGCUGGUGAUCCGCCACAUGCCCCAGUUGACCCGCCUGGACCUGUCCAGCUGCGCCUGUCUCACCGACAACUCUAUCAACCUGCUGACGGCUGUGGGCUCGUCCACACGCAACACGCUCACCGACAUCAACCUGGCAGGCUGCAACCGGCUGACGGACACGUGUCUGAAGUACCUGCGCCGGCUCUCCUGCAUUUCCCUGCUGGACCUACGGGGCUGCAGAGGGGUGUCCCGCAAAGCUUGUGAGGCCUUCAUCUCCGAGCUGUCGGUCAACACCCUGUACUGCCUGUCGGAUGAGAAGCUCAUCCAGAGGAUCUCCUAGAGCAGGAGAGGAGGUGUGCAGCUGGCACCUCGCUCAGGACACCGCAGGGGAUACUUCCCAAUAGCGACAGACUUCCCAGUAGGGACAGACGCUUGCACUUGUACGUCAUAAUGGUUGGGCCAACCAUGAGGAACUGGGAGCACUUAUUGAACUGGUGGGUGGGGUUGAGCUUCUGGACUAGGACAACAUUAGUUCAUUGCGAUGUUGUGUACAUUUCUUUUUUCAUGUACUGACAAACAGACUCAGGAGUUUUUUUGGAAUUUGGGAAACUACUAUACUAAGUGUGCGUCAAAGUGGGAAUAUAUAUAUAUAUAUAUAUGUAUAUGUAUAUGUAUAUGUAUAUGUAUAUAUAUAUAUAUAUGUAUAUAUGUAUAUAUAUAUAUAUAUAUCUGUGUGUGUGUGUAUGAGGAUCCCCUAAAACCGUUUUUCUUUUACAAAGCUGUUCCCAACUUUCAUUAUCUAUGUUCACAGCAAUUGUAGAUUUUCCAGCUGUGAUCUAUUUUUUAUUCGUUAUCUUGGUACUACUGGUUGUAUGGUAUGCUGUUGGCAGAAGGACCCAAACAUUUUGUUCUAUUUUGGUUCGUAUGCACCCAGGAAAAGGUUUCAUGUUUGGUAGUUUAUUUUAGUCUUAUUUUCAACCAUCUAUUGUAGACUAAAAUAUUUUAGUUCUGACACACUCCCUCUUUUCAAAAGGACGAAUAAUUUUAUUAUUAAGUAAAGUAUCUGGCACUUUUAAAGUGUGGUAUAUUAGUCUUAAGUUUACCUGUCUAUUUAUAACAAGUUCCUACAUGGGUACAGCUUCCCCUUGGUGUAGAUGCAUCUGUACACAGAGAAGAUGGGGACUCACUGAGCUACUGUGUUGUCGCUUAAGAAGGGUACCGGGACUGUCUCACACACACACACAGCCACACAGUGUCGAUGGGUAUACAGUAUAAAUGGGCAGGUUCUAACCAAAAAGCAGAGUGAAGGGUGGAUGUGAGUGCGUCUCAAAUAGCCGUUACAAUUCAGGUGCUAUUCUUCCCAGACUCCUUUUUUGUUUUGUACAGCGGUAAGAUUUAGAGCAAAAUGUUAAUAUUCUAGACGUGAUUCCCAGCCCAUUUUGAUACCGAUAUUUUGUUUGAUUAAGUCAAUGUGAGUAACUACUUUCCACAAAUGUGUUGAAUUCAGUGUACAAACAUCCGCUUCUUUUGUAUCUAUUUUUCUUUUGUUCAGUGGCUAUAAAGGGUGUUUUCUGUGAGCCCCGUUCUUGCCAAACUGCUUAAAGAAUAUAAAUAUAUAAAUAUAUACUUUUGUGUAAAUGUGUUUCUCUAUUAGAUUCUGAGAACCGAUAUCCUGUAGCAUUAAUUAUUUUCAAAAGCUUUUUCCACUUUAUGUUAAUGUUGUGUUAUUUUUCAAGAAAAAUAAAGGGUAACUAGGUCAAGUGAAA
Messenger RNA from Gadus morhua (Atlantic cod), 5492 nucleotides. RefSeq names its product lysine (K)-specific demethylase 2Ab (gene kdm2ab). Bases 215 to 4066 code for a protein of 1283 amino acids. The record is from RefSeq and is a predicted model, not a curated record. The transcript has 23 exons. Gene Ontology annotation, molecular function: protein binding; DNA binding; zinc ion binding. Lineage: Eukaryota; Metazoa; Chordata; Actinopteri; Gadiformes; Gadidae.